Messenger RNA from Coprinopsis cinerea okayama7#130, 288 nucleotides. RefSeq lists its product as hypothetical. The coding region runs from base 1 to 288 and encodes 95 amino acids. The record is from RefSeq and is a predicted model, not a curated record. NCBI's taxonomy places the organism in Eukaryota, Fungi, Basidiomycota, Agaricomycetes, Agaricales, Psathyrellaceae. The transcript is spliced from 3 exons.
AUGUCGCGUAUAAACGGCCCACCAGAGGCAGAAGUCAUCGUCAACUACGCAGACGGCUUCGCCUACUCCAAAAACAAGCUAGAAGACGCCUUCCGACCCGGUGGGUUCUUGGAAAACCCGCCUGCAAAAACACCCCGAGAUCCUGGACUGGCAUCACUCUCGAAAGCUGAUGUCGAGGUUAUCGUUCAUGAAUUCGAUAUCCCGAAAGCACAGGCGGAACGUGUAUUGCUAGAAAAUGGCGGAGACCUCAAGAAAGCUCUCGACUCGCUCAUCUACCCUGCUGCAUAA